CAGCCUGGGCCUGGCCUAGAAAGGCCCACACAGCUCUCCUCGGCACCCAGCCCCUUGGAGCCACCAUGAGCCAGCCCCAACACCCUGGGCCGGGUGAGGCUGCUCCAGAGACCCUCCUGGGUGACCUCAUCAGCUACUACCAAGAGGAGGCAGGGGCCGGCCGGCUCCGGGUCUGCAGGCAAGCAGCCCUCACCCACAGGGCCCGGCGGUUCUCCGACAUGGGGCCCCCCCUUCAGCUCUAUCCGCCUGAACUUGUGGCCUCCAAUCUGCGGGCCACUCACUCCCAGGGGGCACCCAGCCCUACCCAGCCUGUCUGCCAUGAGCUGGUGCAGGCACUAGAGUUCCUGGAGCUAAUAUCUGUCAACCUACUUCUGUUUCCCUGGAGGAAGGAAAUCAGGUCCCUGAAGACAUACACUGGAAACUUUGCCUACCGAGUGCAGCCUGUGCUUUCUGAACAAACACUGCACACCAUUCUGGGCAGGCUGGGCUAUGUGGCCACCUCUGAGGCAGAGUUUUCGCUGGUCCAGGCCAUCAGCAAGGAGGACGCCGAGCAGAUGGUGUUUGAAAUCUUCCUGGCGAGAGUUACAUGUGAGGCCAUUCUGGGGACCUCGAGCAGGCAGGUCCUGGGACUGGGCAGAGAGAAACCCUACUGCAGGCGCAGCUCCAAGAGAAAGCUGGCGAAGGCCCACAACUGCCCCGAGGGGGCCCAGCCAGGCCCCCAAGAAGGGCUGGGAUCUGAGAGGGCCCUGGCUGAGGGCCCUGACCAUCAGAGCACUGUGCCAACGGCCCCGAGCCUGUCUGAGGUCUCAACAUCCCCCCGCACCCUCCGUGCCGGCCCCCAGCUCCCCCUGGACUCCCGGCGCCGUGCCAGCACACGCUCGGACAGUGAGGAGUUCUUGACCUGCUACAGUGACCUUGUUCUGCACCGGACACCCCUGUUCCCCAGGGACUUUCCCCUGCGCGGCCUGAAGGGAGACCAAGCCCAGGGCCCAGCCCUGGCUCCCAGCCCACCUGCAGGUGAAGCGCUCACCUCCUUGGGCAGCAGCGGUGAGUGGUCCCUGGUCCCCAGUGCAGCUCCUGAGAGCAGAGUGGUCAUCAUCCCCAGGCAGCCCCGGCUGACACCAGGCCCCCAGUUGUCAGGGAAACCCUUGGACCCAAAGCCAGAAGCACAGCCGGAGCCGACCGCCCCUGACGCAGACACUGUUCCUCCAAACACUUCCUCUGAGUUGGACGAACUCUGUGAACACCUCUCCCACCUCCUCGGACCCCCAACUCUAGCAGACCAUCCUGGGGGCCUCUCAGGCCCUGGGGUUGAGGACACUAGUCAAUCAGAACCUCUCACGGGGCUAGAGCCAGCCGCUGAGGCCGGGGGCCCAGACAGUAGAAUCACCAAACUCUGGAGGCCUACUCAAAACCCCCUCAUGUAUGAGGGCCCCCGACACUAUGUUCCCCCAGGGGAGCUGGAGGGGCCAGUUCUGACCCAAGAACACCACCCAGGCAAUAGCUAAAAAAUGUCACCCCUGGAUAAUACAGGGACAGAGACCCAGACUGCUCUUCCACCAGGGAAGUGACCCCUUGGAGAGGUGGCAGAUCUGGAACCCACAGCUUGUCAGGGGUAGAGAUCAAUCUGCUAAGCAAUCCGUCUGGUCUCAAGUCCCACCUACUGACUGUUUGACUUUGGGCCACUCGCUCUGGCUCUCUGAGCCUUGUUUCCUCACCUGUGUGGUCGGACCUGCUCACAGGAGCCUGGGAAGUGUCCAUGAGGUGAGGUGAGGUGUGCACAGUGCCCCUCGGUGCUUCCCUUGGCGGGGGGUGCUUCCGGUCCCUUCCCAUCCCCACUAAGUGUGUGACCCUGGGCAUCUCUGAGGGGCAGUUUCCUCCAGCAUCCUCAAGGGAACUGUCACAGGACAGGUGAAGAAAGCUGUGUAGAUAACUACACCCUUAAUGCGCUUAGACUACUCUGUCAGCCUCCCUGCUCUGUCUGCUAACUUCUGGUUAAUAGAGAACAAAACCAUUCCCGGGAGCACAGGAUCACACGCGGGCUCUGCAUCCAUGGGUUGGGGGCUCCACUCAUCUGGGCUGCGGCGCCCCCUCCCCCAGCCAUCUCUUGCCCCCACACGUGCACACGCACCUCACAAGUGGGCACAUCCAGAGGUGCUGCUGUUCCCACAGUAUUCCCACCCGCUCGCUCCAAGCAAAUGACCCCAUCUCUUUGUGAGCUAAAGCCAGAGAGGAUCCUGUCUGAACCAAGUCCUGUGACUUUCUUGCUCAAUUCUCCCCAGGGACUCCCAAGGCCACACCAAGCCCCACAGGCCCCUCACUAUCCUUUUGAUCUCAUUUCCUGCCUCUUUCCCCCCAGCCUACUGCAGACAAGACAAACUGGCCUCUUACGGGUUCUCAAACAAGCUAAGCCCACCCCUACCUCCCAGCCUCUGUGCAAACUGUUCCCUUUCCCCACUUCACAUCCCAUCUCUAUCUUUCCUGUUAUUCACAACUCACCGUAAAUGUCAUCUCCUGGAGAGGCCUUCCAUGGCUACCCAUCUAUCACAUCAACUUAAUUUUCUGCACAGACAUUUUAUAUGUACUUAUUCAUUUUCCAUCCCCCCCCCCCACCGCCCUCCUAGAAUAUAAGCUCUUCGAGAAACUUCAUCUUGUCUCAUUCACCUCUGUUUCCAGGGAUCCAUCAAAUGAGUAGAAAACUUAGAAAAUACAGAUGGACAUAAAAACAAAAGCAGCAGUUACCAUAAUAUCCACACUGGGAGACACCCAAUGUUAGGAUGUUAAUGCAAUUCCUUCUGGUCUUUUUUUUCAAAUUUGGGAUUGUAGUAUUUACAGUGUUGUGUUCUGCUUUUCUUUACCACGAAGGGAGUUAUUGUAACUAAUUUCAGAUUUAAAGAAAAGUUGUGAAAUAAGGCAAGGAAUUCCUUUGGAACCCUCACUUUGUGUCCCCUGAAAAUGACAUCUUAUAUAACUACAGUAUGAUGAUCAAGAACAGGCAAUUAACACGAAGACAGUAUGAUUAACUAAACUACAAACCUUUUUUUAAUGUGACCAGUUUUCCCAUGACUACCCUUUCUCCAUUCCAGGAUCCUUUCCAGGACCCCAUAGGGCAUUUGUCCUUUUUCCUUCAUCCCCGCCGGUCUCUGCCCCAGUCUGUUACAGUUCCUUAGCCUUAGUUUUGUCUUUCCUCAUCUUGAUGCUUUUGGUCAAAACUUAAUACUGAUUUUGUUGAAUGUCCCUCAGUUUGAGUUUGUCUGUUUUUUUUUUUUAUAGUUGAAGUGAGGUUAUGCAUUUUGGCAAGAAUACCAUUAAAAAUGAUGCUGUGUCCUCGGUGCAUCUUACCAAAGGGUUCAUCUUAUUACUGGUGAUACUAACGUGCUGCAUCCCUGGAAUAAACCGCUUGUCCUAGGAGCCCUGGUGCCUCUUACUGGAAAAUGAUGUUUAGACACCAAGACCCAGGUGCCAGGUGUGCUGUUACUGGGUGUCAUUGCUUCCAAGCCCACUCGGGGGGCAGUCAGGAAACAUAUGGAUGUGUACUAACCCAGGCAUAUACAUAUGUGAGUUUAUUUCCAAAUCUAUAUAGAAUUUUAAAACCAUGAGUGUUUAUGGAUUCCUCUGAUUUUUUUUUAUUUAAAAAAAUUUUUUUUUCAACGUUUAUU
Messenger RNA from Prionailurus viverrinus (fishing cat), 3659 nucleotides. RefSeq names its product spermatogenesis-associated protein 2-like. The coding region runs from base 66 to 1508 and encodes 480 amino acids. The record is from RefSeq and is a predicted model, not a curated record. Gene Ontology annotation, cellular component: cytoplasm. Lineage: Eukaryota; Metazoa; Chordata; Mammalia; Carnivora; Felidae. The transcript is spliced from 2 exons.